AUACAUAUUUGUAGCAUGUUCUUAUUGACUGUGGUAACAAUAAAUUUGAAAGUCAAUCUGUCAAAAAGAGAUUUCUCUUUUUAAUACUUUUUAUAGUCACAUGGGCAAGUCUUCUAAAGACAAGAGAGACGUUUACUAUCGUCUCGCAAAAGAAGAAGGUUGGAGAGCAAGAAGCGCUUUCAAGUUAUUACAACUUGAUGAAGAAUUCAACUUUUUGCAAGGAGUUAAGAGAGCUGUUGAUCUAUGCGCAGCGCCUGGUAGUUGGUCACAGGUUUUGUCAAAGCGAUUAAAUGAAAAUCACGAAAAGACACCAAAUGAACCAGAACCAAAGAUUGUAGCUGUCGAUCUGCAAGCAAUGGCGCCCUUAGAAGGGGUCAUUCAGCUACAGGGAGAUAUCACUAAAAAGACAACAGCAGAAAAGAUUAUUUCAUACUUCGAUGGUGAAAUGGCAGAUAUUGUUAUUUGCGACGGUGCACCUGAUGUUACUGGUCUUCAUGAUAUGGAUGAAUACAUACAGGCACAGCUAUUGCUAGCAGCAUUGAAUAUUACAACACAUGUUCUUCGUCCUGGAGGAACAUUUGUUGCUAAAAUAUUCCGUGGAAAGGAUAUCACAUUGCUCUACAGUCAGCUCAAGAUAUUUUUCCCAACAGUUACUUGUAGUAAACCUAGAAGUUCUCGUAAUUCAAGUAUCGAAGCUUUCAUUGUUUGUCAAAAUUAUCAGCCUCCUAAAGAUUAUGUGCCAACAAUGGCUAAUCCCCUAUUAGAUAUGCAAUAUGACGAUAUGAAUAACUUGGUCGGUCCAAAUAGAACCAUUGUUCCUUUUAUCGCCUGUGGUGAUUUAAAUGGUUAUGAUGCUGAUAGAACAUAUCCCUUGGCUGCUUCAUAUAAAUCGCUUGAUCCAUUACAGCCUCCUAUUACUGCACCUUAUAAAACAGCAAUGCAAUUGAAAAGAAGCAACUUUUACAACAAAUAAAAUAUCUU
This is a messenger RNA of Rhizopus microsporus ATCC 52813, 981 nucleotides long. Its product is annotated as FtsJ-domain-containing protein. Gene Ontology annotation, molecular function: tRNA methyltransferase activity. Lineage: Eukaryota; Fungi; Mucoromycota; Mucoromycetes; Mucorales; Rhizopodaceae. Gene Ontology annotation, cellular component: cytoplasm. The record is from RefSeq and is a predicted model, not a curated record. The transcript has 8 exons. Bases 101 to 973 code for a protein of 290 amino acids. Gene Ontology annotation, biological process: cytoplasmic translation; tRNA methylation.